Ectocarpus sp. CCAP 1310/34 is the source of this 983-nucleotide messenger RNA. The record is from the annotation of a GenBank genome assembly. NCBI's taxonomy places the organism in Eukaryota, Phaeophyceae, Ectocarpales, Ectocarpaceae.
AAGGGCGUUAGCGGCCCCGAGGUAGCUCUGGCAACGCGAGCGUUCUUUCAGCUCAAGCAUCCCACGAAGCUCAUGGAGAAAGUGGAGACGUUCAUGAACGGGCGUGGUUGGCGGCUGAUUUGGACCCCCCCGUAUAUGCCGAGUUUCCAGCCGAUCGAACUGUUUUGGCAGCACGGCAAGCAGUAUGUGAGCUUCAACUUUAAGACGAAGCGCACGAUGGCAGAGGUUUGGGCGCAGGUUCGGAAAGGGUGGUACGGAGAUCCCACGUGGGAAGGGCAGGAGGGGGGUUGGAAACCGGCGGACUGUAGCAAGCUCGUUGCACACGCCGUUAAGGAGAUGAACAAGUGGGUUGCGAGUGACCCUGUUCUCAGGGGUCAGAUGGGCGCUCUUGAAGAGAUUCCCGAGUCGUACGAAGAUGAUGCUCCUGGGCACAACGACAUCGUACACGAUGAUGGCGUCGAGGCCCAGGAGCAGCUUGAGUUGUCUGCCGAAUUUAUGGAGUGUAUGGGUGACGAGGAUGCCGACGGCGAUGCAGAGGUGUAGACAUCAACGAGAUUGAAACUGGUUUUGUUGCGUUGGAUUAUUGGCGUAUUGGCGUUUGCUUUCAGCACCUCUAUCAUGCAGAGGUCCUCUCCCCUGAGUCAAUGUGGUGUUUUGAGAUUCCAAGGGAAUGGCAGUUUUAUGUUUUCAUUCGUUCUGUGUGGUGUCUUCAGCUCAAUCGUCAAUGAGCAAGGUUGACGUGUUGCGGUCGAUAAUACAUGAUAAUUUAUAAACACCAACAACAUUUUAUUCAGCAUUUCUUUUCUUGCAUGGCGAUCCCAGUGAUGCGGUUCGUGUUAGCUGUGGGUGGUGGACAUAAGCAGCCUUUUGCUCAAGAUACCAAACAACCUGAGCCAAAUUUUCCGCCGACGAGAAGGCCGAAAUUCGACACAUGUGGCGAUUUCUCUUCGGGAAGAACUUUGUGUUUUAGAUUUUUUUUUUCA